AUGUUAAAUAUUUUAAAUGAUGGGCUCCCUGAAUUUACUGCAACUUAUUUACAUAAUGGAUUACCAACAUGGAUACAUUUUUUUGAAUCGAUACAAGAUCAAAAGUUGGUUUUGGAUUCACUAGCUAUUGAAGGUUACAUUGGUGAAACCUCAUCAAAUUGUAUUGAGAUUUUAUCUGGCGCCAUCGACUUAUCAUUAUUAUGUAACUUACAGUUAAAAGUUAAAGAGUCAACACAUUCAGGUUCUAGCCAUGAUCAUUUUGAUUCAAACUUAUAUUUCAUUGAUUUGCUUACUCAGAAAACAACAGCAUUACAAAGUUUAGGUGUCAAUCCAUCAUACAAUUGUUUAUUAUGUCAACAAGAAUCAAUUUUAAAAGUAUUAACUGUCAAUUUAUCACAACAAUUAUCAAACUUAUCAGUUGUAUUUGAAUCAUCAAAUGUUAAAUAUUCUCAACAAAUUAAUGAUGCAAUUUGUAAUUCACAACAUAAGUUAGAAAGAUUAUUAAUUAAUGAUAAAUCAACAGAAGUAUUUGAUCGUGCAUUAUUAUUCAAAUGUAUAAAUUCAAAUCAAUCAUUAAUUAGUCUUUAUGAACAUGGGUUAUAUUAUGAACAAUUAAUUAUAGAUUUAUUAUUUAGAGAUGUUUGGUUAACUGAUUUUAUUAAAUUAGAUGAACAAUUUAUUAUAAAUGACCAAAUGAUUCAAUUUAUACAAAAAACAAAUGGGAAAGGUUUAGAUGAAUUCUUAUUGUAUUUUUUACAUUUUGCAUUUUCACCAGUUGUUGCAAGUAAUUUUAAAUUAAUUGGUAAAUUACCAAAAUUAAAAAAUUUGAAUGUUUUAGGUUUAAGUUUAUCUAUAAAUUAUCCAAAUGGUACAUUUAAUAAAAGUUUACAAGAGUUAUAUUAUGUUGCAAAUGGGAGGUAUAUUUCAUCCGGCUUGACUUAUAGGAAAUGA
Messenger RNA from Insectozyma verbasci, 951 nucleotides. The record is from the annotation of a GenBank genome assembly. Lineage: Eukaryota; Fungi; Ascomycota; Pichiomycetes; Serinales; Debaryomycetaceae.